AUGAGACCGAAACGGACAAAACAAUAUAAACGCCUUAUGGCGUUAUAUUCAAUGUCAUUCGGUUUUAGAGAGCCUUAUCAAAUUUUAGUGGACGGGAAUUUUAUGCAAACCGCCAUACGAUACAAAAUGGACAUAUGCAAGCAACUUUGUAUGGUAUUGCUUGGAAAUACGAAACAAAUAAAAAAGCAAGGCAAAGAUGGUCUAGAGACAGAAUUAGCUUUGAAACAAUUUGAAAGACGAAGAUGCCCACACAGAAAACCGGUUUCUAGUGCUGAAUGUUUGGCUUCAAUCAUAGGAAAUGAUAAUCCUCACAAUUAUUGUGUGGCAACGCAAAAUGAAACGCUUCGCCGGCAAUUUCGCGUUAUUGCUGGAGUUCCACUGUUGUAUAUUAAUAGAACUGUAUUAAUUGUUGAACCACCAUCAGGUGCUACAUUAGAUAAGGCCAAACAAACAGAAAUUACAAAAACUCAUGCCUCAGUUGAGGAACUAAGCUUUUUGAGAAAUGCAAAUUCUGAUACACAAAAAAAGAAUGUUGAACCUCAGAAACCAAGAAAAGUUCAUAAAGGACCUAAACAACCUAACCCCUUAAGUUGUAAGAAAAAACUUUUGCCAUCACCUCUCAAAACACAAGUUAACAAAAAGGAAUUAUCUAACGAUGAUUUCAUAGAGCCUAAGGAGUUGGACGAUAAAAAGCGGAAACAUCCAAUCGACAUUGAAGAAGAUAUUGAACAUGACAAAACUUCAAAUCAAUUAAAACCGCAUGAAGAAAAUUCAUUAUCAGGGCAUAUGACUUUAAUUGGACUAAAAUAUCCUUUUAACGUUUGUCUCAAAAGUCUACAGUAA
Messenger RNA from Cetraspora pellucida, 843 nucleotides. The record is from the annotation of a GenBank genome assembly. NCBI's taxonomy places the organism in Eukaryota, Fungi, Glomeromycota, Glomeromycetes, Diversisporales, Gigasporaceae.